Messenger RNA from Talaromyces proteolyticus, 1304 nucleotides. RefSeq lists its product as uncharacterized. The record is from RefSeq and is a predicted model, not a curated record. Gene Ontology annotation, biological process: retrograde vesicle-mediated transport, Golgi to endoplasmic reticulum. Gene Ontology annotation, cellular component: SNARE complex; endoplasmic reticulum. Lineage: Eukaryota; Fungi; Ascomycota; Eurotiomycetes; Eurotiales; Trichocomaceae. Bases 95 to 1180 code for a protein of 361 amino acids. The transcript is spliced from 3 exons.
CGUCUUGCCAGAUUUCACCCUCGUCUCUCUACGCUUUCCUGCAAUUAUCACCUCACUUAUUACUUAUCACAGUUUCUCGAUAAGGAACGAGCAAAUGACCGACCUAACCCCCUCCAUCCACAAACUCCUACAGGAGAAACAACCCGUCAGCACGCCUGCGCCUCCGACAGAGAAAACCGUCAACGAGUUUCUCAAAGAGGCAUAUCGAAUUAACUCCCACAUCCAAUCUCUCCUCCACUACCUCCAAUCCAUCCGCCAAUCCUACCUCUCGACCAGCAGCAGCAGCCACAAACACCAACCCCCGUUAACAAACAAACCAAAACCCCUCACCGACGCAGACCGCGACUCAAUCGACUCCUCCACCGCGCUCCUCCUCCGCGACCUCUCGUCGAGCAUCACAAACCUCCAAUCCGCCGAAUCGCUCCGCCAAGAAACAGAGAGCAGGCUUCUAAGGAAAAAGUACGGACAGCCGGGGGGCGCGCUCUGGCGAUGGGCCGGCGGCGGCGGGGACGACGGCGACAACAAUGCCGGUAAAUCAGACGCGCAAAUCGCUGCAGAAGAUACGGCAAGGUCUAUACGUACGGUGCGCGAAAGCAUACUAUGGUUUUUACGUCGCGAGCUCGAGGAGGCGGCUGAGGUGCAGAGGGGCAUGGUGGAGAAGCGGAUUGAGCGGGUGCGCGAGAAGGAGAAGAGUGUGUUGUAUAAAGUACGGCAGCAGCAGCAGCAGCAGCAACAACAGAAACAAAUCCAUCCCCAACAACGAGAAUAUGGUGCAGACCAACAGCCUAGCUUGCGACCAGACUCGCGCGCAGAUCCAGCUCUGUCCGCGGAAGAAGCUGCGGCCAUUGAGACACAGCUGACGCCGGAACAGCUCCAGCUCUUUGCAGAGGAGAAUGAUAGCAUGUUGAAACACUAUGAGGAUACGUUAAGCAAAGUCCAGAACGCGGAGAAAUCGCUACUCGAAAUCUCCUCUCUCCAGCAAACGCUCGUCGGCCAUCUGUCCACGCAGGAAGAAUUUAUCGGCCAACUAGUCACGGACGCAUCGAGCACGUCAGAGAAUGUCGGGCAGGGUAAUAAGCAGCUGAAAAAGGCGACGGAGAGACGAAGUCCGGCGCAGAUGGUGUUUUGGGGGACGGUGGGGUUGUGUACGUGGUUGAUUGUUUGGGAUGCUGUUUUCUAGCUCUACAAUAUUUAUGAAUGGAUGAAUAUAUAUAUAUGGGUAGAAUAUGCGAUGGUCAUUUGUAUGAGGGUUCAAUCAGAAUUGACAUAUAGUCAGAAGGGUAGUAAGACACGGUGGGAAUAGC